CACACAUUUUUUUUAUGACUAAAAGCACAGCAAAGAUAAAAUGAUAUUGUUUAAGCACUCUGCCAGCUAUCUAAUCAUCUGUUGAGUGACGAAUAAAAAAGUUCACGUAAAACCUGACACUGGUUUAUUAAGUUAAGUUGCCAAUUUAUGUAAGGUUGCGAUUUAUUCUGGUUGCAAAAUUUGACAAAUUGCAAGUGCCGAAAAUUGGUAAUUAGUUUAUAAUGAGUUAUAAUAAUAAUAAUAAUGCCGAAAAAAGUCGGCAGACUGUUCAAACCUGCUGUAGCGACGAAGAAAACUCAUUCAUGUUGGACGACCACGAAGUAAUCACGGAGGAUGGAUACAUCUUAAAAUUACAAAGAUUGGUAAAACGUGAGGAAAAGAUUUCUCCCGAAGAUGCGAAGAAACCUGCCGUUCUGCUUGUGCACGGGCUGACUUGUCACGGGGACAAUUGGUGUUUGCCACAUGUCAGUUUGUCUUAUCUUCUGGUUGAGCAAGGAUUCGACUGUUGGAUUCCGACUUUGCGGGGUUCAUCCAUGAAACAUGUGUCGUUGUCGGUAAAGUCGAAGAAGUUUUGGGAUUUCUCGUUUCACGAAAUGGGUGUAUACGACCUGCCCGCAAUUAUUAAUUAUGUUCUAGACUUGACCGGAAAUGCAAACCUAUCCUACGUCGGGCACUCCAUGGGUUUCACGGUUCUCUUUGCCCUGUUAUCCACCAAUCCGGAAUUUUGUUCGAAAGUGAAUGUUUGUGUUGGGUUGGCCCCGGCACAUUAUGGGGAGUAUAUUCGCGGCUUAGUUUUCAAAAUAUCCCUAGGUCUUGGAAGUUGUGUGGGGGCGAGCAGUUACAUUCGGAGACACCCAAUCACCAAUCGCACGACUCAUAAGCAUAUCCGGUAUGUGGUUCCGAAAUCUAAACAAAUUGGUUUUUUGUCGGGAUGUUGCAUGCAUCCAAGUGGAGAGGUGAAGAGUCAAAAUAGUACUCAGCACAUUGAGAAGGAAAUAUAUUGGAAAAGGUCGGCAAACAAAACAUCGAUCAAAGUCGUGUGUCACGGCCUUCAAUGCUUUUCGGCCGGCCAGUUACAAAUGUAUGACUAUGGAAGGUCAACAAAUAGAAAGGUGUAUGGUCAACCUACUCCCCCGAAGUAUGAGGCUGUCCAUAUUUCUACUCCAGUUGCUACCUUCUCCUCAACCGGGGAUCUCUCGUGCACACCUCAGGAUGUCGCACGACUCUCUGGAGAACUGCCGAACCUUAUCAGCCACAUUGUUAUUCAAGAUAAGAGCUUUUCACAUUCUGACUUUGUGUUCGGAGAAAAUGCACGUGUUCAAGUGUUUCAGGACGUGAUUCUAAUUUUGUUAAAGUAUAACAAAAAUAUUAAAUAAAUCAGUUUUAUAUGAGUACCUGA
This is a messenger RNA of Folsomia candida, 1399 nucleotides long. Its product is annotated as lipase member K. NCBI's taxonomy places the organism in Eukaryota, Metazoa, Arthropoda, Collembola, Entomobryomorpha, Isotomidae. The transcript has 6 exons. Gene Ontology annotation, biological process: lipid metabolic process. Gene Ontology annotation, molecular function: hydrolase activity, acting on ester bonds. The coding region runs from base 222 to 1376 and encodes 384 amino acids. The record is from RefSeq and is a predicted model, not a curated record.